Molecule: messenger RNA, 1191 nt
Organism: Thamnophis sirtalis
Lineage: Eukaryota; Metazoa; Chordata; Lepidosauria; Squamata; Natricidae
Source: RefSeq, a predicted model, not a curated record
AUGGCCCAAGCUCUGGACUUGGUCCCCUGGCCCCCAGAUACCAGCCCCCUCUAUGCAGCCCCCGCCGUCCUCAUUCCGCUGGAGCCCAAGAAGACCAUGUUAGCUGGCGUGAAGGAUGACCUCUACCACCCCUGCCUGCCAACACUGAGGCGCAUGGACAUGGACUCCAUGGCCAACAGGCUCACCGACCAGCAUUCCAGGACCAGCACCAUGUGCUGCAAAGAGGAUUUCCAAAGGGCGACCUUCACCUUGGCCGGAGUGCCCAGCAGCCCCCUCCCCUCCAAGGGCAUGUUGGAGCUGCGGCGGUCGCUGGGCGGGCGGUACCGCGCGGGGAAGCUGGCUCCGCUGCCGCCCAGCACCAACCAGGAGGAGUGGCCCAGCUACACGCGCGCCAUGCAGGACUGGUCCCGCUUCGUCUCCGCCGCCGGCGAGUUGGCGCUGCCCAGCCUCGGCGGCAAAGUUCUUGGCUUCAGCUGUUAUGCCGUCAGGUACUUAAAACCAGAUGUCACUCAAACCUGGAGGUAUUGCCUGAACCAGAAUCCCAGCCUGGAUCGAUACGGACCGAAGCCUCUUCCUUACAACACCGUGAACACCUACAGGAGCUUUGGAACUGCCCACAGGAGCCCAGUUUAAAACCUAGCCUAUGGAUACAUUCUUGGAUAAAUUUCUCACGCCCGACCUAAAGGAUGUUGCAACGGAUAAAUAGAAUGAGGGAAUUCUGAGCUCUUGGCAAAAGAGCACAUUUAUUUUUUAAAAAAAUUGAAUAUAUUGGGAAAUCUGCCCUGGAUACAGUACAAGUGUAUUUCCCUCCCAAAUUUUGUCUAGAACCCAACAAGGCAUAUUUUAACAAUAGAAAAGCAAAGCACCAAGAACUUUGUUUUGUAUCUGGACAUGGGACCCCAGUUGUCCGAAGGAGCCCGUUUGACACCUCAGCCGCUACAUAUUUUAAUUUUUAUAUUCUUGUUUGGGACUACUUUUAAUUGAUUUUAAUUUUGUUCAUCACCCACUCACCUGAGAUGGGCAGCCAUAGAAAAUAAAUUUAAGUAAGCCAAAUUCAUUUUUAUGGGAUGAUUUGUUACCUUUGUGUUUAUAGUGAUGAACUGAGAAAUCUCUUUCUUAGCGAUUCCUGUGAUCUCAAAAGGAAAGUGCCCCUCCCAGCCAUAGUCAUACGGACCCCUGGCAAGGGACAGG